Messenger RNA from Cynara cardunculus var. scolymus (artichoke), 1586 nucleotides. RefSeq names its product amino acid permease 6-like. Gene Ontology annotation, cellular component: plasma membrane. Lineage: Eukaryota; Viridiplantae; Streptophyta; Magnoliopsida; Asterales; Asteraceae. The transcript is spliced from 6 exons. Bases 12 to 1460 code for a protein of 482 amino acids. The record is from RefSeq and is a predicted model, not a curated record.
ACACCACACAAAUGGACGCAGACUUGCAGAAGAACACCAUUUACAACUCAGCUUCAGCUCUUGAGGUUGUUGACGAUGGUUUUCGCAAAAACAUCGAUGACGACGGCCGUGAAAAACGAACAGGGACUUUGUUAACCGCGAGCGCACAUAUUAUUACGGCUGUCAUAGGAUCUGGAGUGUUGUCUUUGGCAUGGGCGAUUGCGCAACUCGGGUGGGUUGCCGGACCCGCCGUCCUCAUGGCGUUCUCAUUCAUAACUUACUUCACCUCUACCCUCCUUGCCGACUCCUACCGAACACCCGAUCCCGUCUCCGGCAAGCGUAACUACACUUACAUGGAUGUUGUUCGAGCUAAUCUAGGAGGGAAGAAGGUACAAUUAUGUGGAAUAGCUCAAUAUGUAAAUCUCGUGGGCGUGACCAUCGGAUACACGAUCACUGCUUCCAUCAGUAUGGUAGCUGUGAAAAAAUCGAACUGUUUUCAUGAAAAAGGACACGAUGCGCAAUGUAAACCAUCAAAUUAUCCGUAUAUGAUCCUAUUUGCUCUAAUUCAAGUGGUCUUAAGUCAGAUUCAGAAUUUUCAUAAGUUGUCGUGGCUGUCGAUAUUAGCGGCUGUAAUGUCUUUUGCUUACUCUUCGAUUGGACUCGGAUUAUCUAUCGCUAAAGUUGCAGAGGGAGGGCAUGUACGAACAAGCUUGACCGGAGUGGAAGUAGGAGUGGAUGUAACGGGUUCGGAGAAGAUCUGGAGAACAUUUCAAUCCAUCGGAGACAUUGCUUUUGCCUACGCGUAUUCUACUGUUCUUAUUGAGAUUCAAGACACUUUGAAAUCGUAUCCCCCGGAGAACAAGGUGAUGAAGAGAGCAUCGCUCGCCGGAGUCUCGACCACCACCUUAUUUUACGUCCUGUGUGGCUGCCUUGGCUAUGCCGCCUUCGGAAAUGACGCACCGGGCAACUUCCUAACUGGCUUCGGCUUCUACGAACCCUUUUGGCUCAUCGAUUUCGCCAAUGUAUGCAUCGCGAUUCACCUUAUCGGUGCAUACCAAGUCUUCUGUCAACCCUUAUUCGGGUUUGUGGAGAUGAAGUGUCGACAACAGUGGCCCGAUAGCAAGUUCAUAACAACCGAACAUAUUGUAAACCUUCCGUUUUUCGGAGAGUAUUACGUGAACAUGUUUAGGUUGGUUUGGAGAACAGCAUACGUGACUCUGACUGCAAUCGUGGCGAUGAUCUUUCCGUUCUUCAAUAGCUUCUUAGGGUUGAUAGGGGCGGGUUCGUUCUACCCGUUGACGGUUUAUUUUCCGAUCGAGAUGUACAUUGCUCGAGCCAAGAUACCAAAGUAUUCGUUCACAUGGGUGUGGUUAAAGAUACUGAGCUGGGUUUGUUUGGUGGUUUCGUUGGUUGCAGCCAUUGGUUCGGUGCAAGGAUUGUUGAUGGAUGUGAAGAAGUAUAAACCGUUUCAGACGGAGUAGAAGGUAGGUUUAUGUGUACGUUGGGUGUUGAAAAUUGUAAUAAGGUUUUAACAAUGUUUUGGUACAAGAUAUUGUGUAAGAACUUGUAUGUUGAAGAUGAUUUUAUAUAAAUUCCAAAUCAAAAAC